Cyclocybe aegerita is the source of this 804-nucleotide messenger RNA. The record is from the annotation of a GenBank genome assembly. NCBI's taxonomy places the organism in Eukaryota, Fungi, Basidiomycota, Agaricomycetes, Agaricales, Hemipholiotaceae.
AUGGACUACCCGUCGUAUCCCAUCCAGCCCAACUCCCUCACCGUCGGUAUCCCCGACGCGUUCAAUGUGUACGCUGGACCGAACCCAUAUAUCCAGCAAGUCGAUGCUGGCCCACAACCUUUGCAGCUUCACGCACCGGUUCCGUUGCCGAGCCAAGCGCCCAUACUCUACCCCGAUUUCCAGCCGGUCGAGGCCCAGUGCCCUCAGCCGCAGGAGCAGCCAGUGCUCUACUCGCCGGAAGCGCAGUUAAAUGACACCUCGCGUGCAAUAUGCGAGCCGCAAGGUUCUAUCAUCAAUCCAGACUUCUGCUCUGUGGACAUGGCCCAGCCCACUUUCCCUACCCCUAGCGAGCUCCUGGCCGAGCUUGCAGCCAAGGGCCUGCCGCCGAUUAACGACGAAUUUGGUUCGGAUGCUCGAUCUGAGACAGCUCGGAAGGCGCGCCGACGUGCGAUGGCAAAAAGUGUCGGCUUUGUCCCCACUGACCCGGACACCAUUUCUUCCCAUGAAAAAAAGCGCCAUUAUCUCGAAUGCCUUGAGCACUAUAUUCUCUACCUUCACCAACAGUUUGAGCUUCUCGGCGUCACCCCUCCCGCUUUGGAGCGUGUCCCCUCCUAUCGCGGUCUCAGCAGCCAAUCUAUUCGAACCCUUCUCGUGCACAUGGAGCACAACACCCGACGUCUUAAUGGGCGCACGCUCGAGGAAGAGCAACGGUUUAUCGGGUUGCGCAACCAGGUCUUCAGUCGCGAGGGUGGCAACCAGGCCGGUGAUGGGUUCGAGAGUCGCAUGAACGACCUGAGCAUUUGA